Messenger RNA from Clonostachys rhizophaga, 738 nucleotides. NCBI's taxonomy places the organism in Eukaryota, Fungi, Ascomycota, Sordariomycetes, Hypocreales, Bionectriaceae. The record is from the annotation of a GenBank genome assembly.
AUGGGCAAAUUCUCAUCCGCUCUCAAAGCUGGCCAUACCAUGGUUGAGCUCACCAACAACGUCAAGGGCGUCGCCGGCGCCGCCUCCGAGUUCCGCCAGGCCGACAAGGGCGAGAUGGGCCGCCAGGCCGGCCGCGCCGCCUUCAACGAGGGCGCCGACGUGGGCAAGACCAUGGGCAAGACGUGGCUCAAGACCUUCGAGGUCAUCCCGCGCCUCGUCUGCCGCGGGCUGCAGUGCGUCUUCGCCCUCAUCGCCUGCGGCUUCUACGGCAACCGCGUCGACGCCGACCGCAGGUCCGCCGACGGCUUCUCGGCCGAGUGGAUCUUCGCCAUCCUCGUCGCCGGCAUGUCCGCCGUCACCGCCCUGGUCUUCCUCGGUGUCGCCACCCUGGGCGCCCUGCCCGUCAUCGGGAGCAGGCUCAAGGUGGUCAAGACGUACCGCGCCUUCGCCUGGGACGGGAUCCUCUUCAUCUGCUGGCUCGUCGUCUUCGGCGUCUUCGCGGGCAUCUUCCUCAAGCGGGACAGCGACGAGCCCUACAAGGGGGCCAGCACCACCGCCAUGAAGACGGCCGUCUGGGUUGAUCUCGUUAAUGUUGUCUUCUGGCUCCUCACGCUCGUCUACGGCGCCAUCAAGACCUUCCUGGGCGAGAAGGUCGAUUCGCUCUCCGAGAAGGCUGGCAACAAGCUCUUCACGAAGAAGGCCAAGGCCCCCAAGGACAACUACGCCGAGAGUGUCUAG